UAAAAACCCACACAGGAGCUGAAGCCGGAGGAGGCUCCACGAUCUUUCAGGGUGAAGGAAGCGGGGCUGUUCCAGGCUAAUGGCAGCAGGAGAGGAGUUACAGCUGGAUAGAGAGGCACGAGAGGAGGAGAUGGAGGAGGAUGAAAUCGUCUCACCUGGCUCCCUAUCAGAGGUUUUCAAAUUCUAAAUUCCCAGUCCAGACCUGAGCUUCCAGACAGAUGAGCACCUGGAAGUGCAUGAGUCAACGUCAGAGAACCCCCACCACUUCUGGAUCCAGAUUCUAGGGCUGGACAAACUUAUUGUCGAGAUGAGCCGCUUCAACAGCAAAGGAACCCGGCAGGAGCACCGAGUGGAGAUCUUCAUGGUGGGGGACAUUGCGGCUGCUCCGUACCCGGACUAUAGCACCUGGAACAGGGCGAGGCUCCUGGGGGUGAUGGGCUCUGGCUUGGUGGACCUCCACUAUGUCGACUUUGGAGACAAUAUUGAACAACCCAGGGACAGUCCACGAAGUAUGAGGAGUGACUUCCUCAGCCUACCAUUCCAGGUCAUCGAGUGCAGCUUAGCUGGAGUCAACCCAGCAGGCAGGUGUGGAGAGAAGAAGUCCUGGAUGACUUUGACCGCCUGACAUAUGUUGCUUAGUGGAGACCCCUGCUGGCCAAACUGUGCAGCUACACCCACUCUGGCUCAGUGUACUCUACAGCUGAAAUCAAAUCAAAUUUUAUUUGUCACAUACACAUGGUUAGCAGAUGUUAAUGCGAGUGUAGCGAAAUGCUUGUGCUUCUAGUUCCGACAAUGCAGUAAUAACCUUCAAGUAAUCUAACUAACAAUUCCAAAACUACUGUCUUAUACACAGUGUAAGGGGUUAAAGAAUAUGUACAUAAGGAUAUAUGAAUGAGUGAUGGUACAGAGCAGCAUAGGCAAGAUACAGUAGAUGGUAUCGAGUACAGUAUAUACAUAUGAGAUGAGUAUGUAAACAAAGUGGCAUAGUUAAAGUGGCUAGUGAUACAUGUAUUACAUAAGGAUGCAGUCGAUGAUAUAGAGUACAGUAUAUACGUAUGCAUAUGAGAUGAAUAAUGUAGGGUAAGUAACAUUAUAUAAGGUAGCAUUGUUUAAAGUGGCUAGUGAUAUAUUUACAUCAUUUCCCAUCAAUUCCCAUUAUUAAAGUGGCUGGAGUUGAGUCAGUGUCAGUGUGUUGGCAGCAGCCACUCAAUGUUAGUGGUGGCUGUUUAACAGUCUGAUGGCAUUGAGAUAGAAGCUGUUUUUCAGUCUCUCGGU
This is a messenger RNA of Oncorhynchus keta (chum salmon), 1275 nucleotides long. Its product is annotated as tudor and KH domain-containing protein-like. Lineage: Eukaryota; Metazoa; Chordata; Actinopteri; Salmoniformes; Salmonidae. The coding region runs from base 308 to 625 and encodes 105 amino acids. The record is from RefSeq and is a predicted model, not a curated record. The transcript is spliced from 4 exons. Gene Ontology annotation, biological process: spermatogenesis.